AUGGCCAUGAACUUCAAGCCUCUGAAAAUGCGUCUACCAUCUGUCGGGAUCGCGCAUUACAUGUGCUCUGGCAAAACUCCCAGAAUACAUUUUUCGGCUGCAAGAUGUGGCAAUUUCGCCCAGAUCUCCACAUCCAGCCGGCAUUGCGCAGCAUCAGUUUCUGCUGUGAUCCCUCCCGUCGUACCUCAUUUGACAGCAUCUGAUCUCGAGCACGCCACACAACCGUGUCAUAUUCGCAGCGUGCACGAGAACCUCCAGAAACACGGCAUACUCAAAAUCGGCCUGGGUUUUUCAGAUCCUGACAGCGAUUACCUGAAGGAACUAGUCCAAAGUCUUCAUCAACAUCAUGGCCAUCAGCUUCCCAUAUCUCACAGCGCCUCACGCGGGUGGUUCUGGGAUGUGAGGCCCAACAGCACCGUUUUCCAGACUGCCAACCACCAGGCUCGGUCUGAAACGAUGGAAGAGUUCCCUUGGCACACCGACUGCAGCUAUGAAGACUUGCCGCCACGAUACUUUGCACUCCACGUUCUCCAGGAAGAUCGAUUCGGUGGAGGGACCUUGUCGGCCAUGAACACUCAACGGCUAAGCCUGUCUCUCUCCUCGUCCACCCGAGCGUCUCUUAUGCGACGAGAGUACAGCAUCACAAUUCCUCCAGAGUUCAUCAAAGACCCCCGGAAACAGAACAUUAUAGGGAGUCUGAUGACCGCUGACGAACAAGGUCAGCAAAACAUGCUACGCUUCAGGAGAGAUCUCGUAACAGCUUUGACGGAGCGGGCCUCAAAAGCACUGCAAGAGCUAGAGGAGGCCGUGCAAGAUGCCAAUGCUCAAUCACAGUCAACGGUGCAUCUCACCGCCAAGGACUUUCCCGCAGGGACCAUUAUACUGAUGGAUAAUCGCCGCUGGCUGCACGCACGGCACAGCAUCAAGGAUCCAAAACGUCAUUUGCGUCGGGUGCGUUGGGACGCAAUUCCAUUCGAUGCUCGUCUGAUGGAGCAGUAA
This is a messenger RNA of Trichoderma gamsii, 999 nucleotides long. RefSeq lists its product as hypothetical. The transcript has a single exon. NCBI's taxonomy places the organism in Eukaryota, Fungi, Ascomycota, Sordariomycetes, Hypocreales, Hypocreaceae. Gene Ontology annotation, molecular function: oxidoreductase activity. The record is from RefSeq and is a predicted model, not a curated record. Bases 1 to 999 code for a protein of 332 amino acids.